This is a messenger RNA of Rhizoctonia solani, 879 nucleotides long. Its product is annotated as ricin-type beta-trefoil lectin domain protein. The record is from RefSeq and is a predicted model, not a curated record. The coding region runs from base 1 to 879 and encodes 292 amino acids. Lineage: Eukaryota; Fungi; Basidiomycota; Agaricomycetes; Cantharellales; Ceratobasidiaceae. The transcript is spliced from 9 exons.
AUGUCGCUCAGUGCUGGAGUAUAUCGUAUCAAAAACGUCGAUAGCGGCACCUACUUGGUUUUGCCCUCAUCGGCGAAAGAUACGGUCAUUGUCUGUGCUGCCGCACCGGCAACUGAUAAAAAGUCGCUGUGGCGCCUUGUGCCUUCCGGUGGAAAAUUUAAACUGAAAAAUCUGGAAUUCAACCAAGAAUGCACGAUACAAGGAACCACAUACGCUGUUGCUGCGGCUAGUGGCUACGAAUGGAACUUCCUCAGUGCUGGGGGCGGUGCGCAUUAUAUCGACUCCGGCAUCAAUGGCGUCGUUAUACAAAAGCAAAAGUCUUCCAACAAAGCUGAAUUGGGUGCUGUUACCGGUGCAAAUCAUCAGAAAUGGGUCUUUGAGACGGCCAAAGAUCCCGAAUCCGGCUCUGGAGGCGGCGGCGGCGGAGGAGGAGGAGGAGGAGGAGGAGGAGGAGGAGAGGAGGAGGAGGAGGAGGAGAGGUGGAACCUUACGACCCGCAAGAAGGCGCCUUCCAUAUCCCAGAAGGCACAUACGUUAUCAGGAAUGUCAAGAAUCUUUGGUUACGGGGCGAAUGGAGGUGCCAAUCAAAAGUGGGAAGUUAAGCGAAGUGGCGUAGCUCCUGCUGUGACCCUUCGUUGCGUGGCCACUGAUAAAUACGCGGCUUUCUCUGCUCUCAAAUCUGGCACCGAACUCCGAUCGUCUUCCACAACUCAAGAAUACUUCAUCCUUCCUGCAGACAAGGGAUACUACAUCAGCGCCGUCAAGAAACCCGGUUAUGUAUAUGACUUGACCGAUGGAUCAUCCAAAGAUGAGACCCCGAUCAAACUUGUGAUCAACUACGGUCUAGAUCAUCAGAAGUGGCUUUUCGAACGUGUAUAA